Messenger RNA from Carassius carassius (crucian carp), 1072 nucleotides. It is a transcript of the gene lsm10, whose product is annotated as LSM10, U7 small nuclear RNA associated. Gene Ontology annotation, cellular component: nuclear body; cytoplasmic U snRNP body. Gene Ontology annotation, biological process: mRNA 3'-end processing by stem-loop binding and cleavage. Gene Ontology annotation, molecular function: histone pre-mRNA DCP binding; U7 snRNA binding. NCBI's taxonomy places the organism in Eukaryota, Metazoa, Chordata, Actinopteri, Cypriniformes, Cyprinidae. The record is from RefSeq and is a predicted model, not a curated record. The transcript is spliced from 2 exons. Bases 146 to 508 code for a protein of 120 amino acids.
UCGCUAGAGGGAGCGCGAGCGACUUCAUCCGGAACGCCUUGAUGACGUCACUCUCCUCUGCGACAAAGCGCUGCGCUCGAAACCAUUCACGAAAUAAACUGACAUGAUGUUUUGAGCGUGUUAGAAAACGCAAAGCAAGGUGAACAUGGACGUGAGCCAUUCCAUUCGUGAACGCACCAUCGCCGAGAACAGUCUGGUGAUUCUUCUUCAGGGUCUGCAUGGCCAGGUGACCACCGUUGACCUGCGAGACGAGAGCACGGCGAGGGGACUCGUGAUUAACGUGGACGCUUUCAUGAAUAUCCGGCUGGAGAAGGUUCUGUACAGGGACAGACGUGGACGUGUGUCCAGUAUGGACGACUUGUUCAUCACGGGGCGAAACGUGCGUUAUGUCCACAUUCCAGACCACAUGAACAUUAUAGAGACAAUAGAGACCCAGCUCGCCAAAAUACACCGCGUGCGAAACUUUGGAGCAAGCGGUGGACGCAAAGAAUACUCUAAGAAAAAAUAGUUUUUAUGAGAAACUCAUGUUUGUCUUGCAAAUAUAUGGUUUUGUAAUGGGCAGUAUUAGUUUUCAUUAAGUCAUGCAAUCAUGGAGCAAAAUGUAAUGCAUAGUUUACUUUGAAAAUGUUGUUAGUUGGUGACUGAAAGAGUUCUGAAUGUCAUCUCUAGGAAAAGUGUGGGAAAAGUUAAUUCUGUUUAGUGUGCACAACUCUGGUGGUUUGAAAAAGAAGUAAACAGUGAAAUAACCAUUGAUCAAUGUGUUCCUUAAGUUGACAUUGUGUUUGUUUAAACGACACAUCUUUUUUACUAUUAAUAUUUGCUCUGUCACUUAAUUGCAAUGUCAAUAUCUCUCAACCGCAAUUAUAUCUAAAUCACAUUAAUUAUGUUUAUAUGCAAAUAUUGGUACGUUACAGCCUUUAUUUGUGCAAUUCAAAACAUUGUUUUCAGUUUAAUGACUGUUAAUGUUUCUUAUUGCUGAGGUUUCAUAAGAUUUCUGUAAGAGAAAUUCAUCCAUCCAUGUUGUCCUCUCACAUAAAAAUCUACCAACAUAUUUGUUUAGAACAAUUUUUGA